This is a messenger RNA of Lethenteron reissneri (Far Eastern brook lamprey), 3597 nucleotides long. Its product is annotated as zinc finger protein 529-like. Gene Ontology annotation, molecular function: DNA-binding transcription factor activity, RNA polymerase II-specific; RNA polymerase II cis-regulatory region sequence-specific DNA binding. Gene Ontology annotation, biological process: regulation of transcription by RNA polymerase II. The record is from RefSeq and is a predicted model, not a curated record. NCBI's taxonomy places the organism in Eukaryota, Metazoa, Chordata, Hyperoartia, Petromyzontiformes, Petromyzontidae.
GCGGAUCUCGCCUCCUUCUGCCGUGGUUGUGUGUGUGGGGAGAGAGAGAGAGACAUUACAUUAUUAUCAUUAUUAUUGUUGUUGUACGGUGAGGGGAAGAGACAGAGAGAGAGAGAGAGUGGGAGGGAGUGGGUUCGUGGUCGCGCUGUUUUGAACGCCGCUCGUUAAACGUUCCCAACUCAAUUCCCUAAUUACCUCGCCCGGGCGGUGAGGACGACGAGGCCGACGUUUCGGGCCAGGCGAGCGGGGCCGGGACAAGGGAGGACGACGAGGACGACGUCGUCUCGGGGGCCGGUCGCUUCACUUCCAAGACCCCGCGACGACGACGCCGACUCAGCCUCAGCCGCCAAACUCGGGGGACGAAUCUCGCCCUGAUGGCGUGCGUUGCGGUGGAGCUGCCGGAUCCCCGGUCUGACUUCGCAGCGUGGCUGGGCGCACACGGAGUCAAGGCGCCCUGCUUUGCCGAAGCCGUGGAGCGAGAGUUCGGCAUUGGGGACUAUGAUGACCUCAUGGCAUGUGCCGAGGACGAGCAGGUCACGCUGGAGCUGUUUGCGAUGGCUCGGUGCCGGCUGCCCUUUGCACUCUAUGCUGCACUGCGCCGCGUCAUCAAGGCAUGCGUGCCCGCUCUCCCGCAGGCCCGCGCCGAGCAAGAGGCCGGCGUGGGCCUGAGGGGGCUGCUUGCCAUCAUCGUGGCCACGCUCAGCAGCCUGAGCCAGGAGCUGCUGCAGUCGGCACACAAGUUCAGUGCCCUGGACCCCACGCUAGGCCAACAGUGGAGCACUGGCGACUGGAUACAAUGGAGACGCGGCCAGCCCAGAUAGUGAUGGGGGUGUGAGGCUCGACGGGUUUGUGUCGCCCAUACCUUACGAGGACAACGCCGUGAGGAUCAAGACUGAGGACUGCAAAGAUGAAGCUGUGGAGGAGGAGGUGGUGGAAGAGGAGGAACUGCAUGGGGAAGGGACAUUUCCACCCGUGUGGGACCCAGCAGAAUUUGGCACCGUCAUCAAUGAUGACUACACAGUACGCGGCGAUGAGGGCGUGGACACGAUGUGCAUCACCAAGGAGGAUGGCCACGGCAGUGCUGACGAUGCUGAAGGAGAUGAAGCCUUGCUACUGAGGCCUCCUCCGCCCCUCUCAAGGUCUCCACUACCCAUGACUACACUGCCUGGGCCGUCGUCCUCUCUGCCACCACUUCCACAGCCGCCCUGACACGGCCGCCCCUGUCAGGCCCGGAGGCCAUGCAUCAGCAGUACAUGUACGUGAUCCAGCUCAUGAAGAGCUCAGCUGCGGGAGGCGGACUGGACAGUGGCGGUGGUAGUGGUAGCGGAAGCAGUGGUGGCAGCAUUCGGCCGUUCGCUCCGUCGGUCAAAGAGGCCUUCGCCAGCCGGUGGUCAGCUCCCGAUGGCGGAGCAGCAGCAGGCGGAGGAGGAGAGGUGACGAGAGGGGGUGGCCACCUCCCACCAGAGAAGCUGACGUCACCACUGUUGCUGCCACCGCCGCUCGGAGCGCCGGGCGUUGUGAUCCGCAAGCCCUUCGUGUGCCAGCUGUGCGGCGAGGGCUUCACGCACUCGAGUGGGCUGUCGCGCCACAAGCGCAUCCACACCGAGAAGCUUUACAAGUGCCACGAGUGUGGAAAGGAGUUCCUGCUGGCAUACACGCUCAAGAGGCAUCGUCGUGUGCACAUGUGACAGUGGUAGAUGGGGGUGAGGGGGGAAUGGGAUGGGGUGGCAUUGGGUUAGAUGUGAAAAGCCUUGAUUAUGAUGGACUGUGUUUUAAUUUUGCUGUAGGCAUAGGAGGGAAUGUGAGAGGAGAGACGAAAGUUGAGUGAAAGGAUCUUACUGCACAAAGAAGUAGUAGGUGGUGCUUAGCUCCACUGGUGGCAUCUAUACAGUGGUAAAAAUUCUACAUUCCUAUGGAUGGUGCAUUUUGCUCCAUAGGAUUACCGCUGUUAAUGUCCCAGUUAGUAGUACUUGUUUUAUUAGCCCUGGAGAGAUGAUGGGUUGAGUUGGCCCCCAAUGGGUGAUAUGAACUCACAAAAAGAGUAUUGUGAAUUGAGCGGUGUAACUACAGUAUAGGGUUAAGACGGACAGUGAAUCUAACAGUGACCCCAAAAAUAAACACAACCUUUGCUUGACACUAAGGUUGUGGAUUGAUUCCAGACCAUACCAUAAUGUGGUGUAAGUCGAUUUGAGAUGCUGAGGCAUUUAAGCACCCUAUGAAUACAAAUCAUUAUUGAUGCAAAUCCUAAUCCUUACCAUAGCCUUUAACCUAACCUAUUCCUGCUUUCAUUCUAACUUCCACCCAAACCCUGGCCUUAUGCCCAAAAGAAUAUGACCGAGACCCUCUUUACUUUAACCACUUUGCAUUGGUGCUCUAUUUUAGGAAUUGGUGCUCUGUGUAAAACUCAGAGUCAGUAGUGAAAACUCUGCAUUACUAUGGUGAGAGUUUUAACUCUGGCAUCAAACCUUUACUCUUAUCCUGACUCAGACCCUUAUCCUAACCUUUUACCUAGUAUCCCAGUUAUAUCUCUGACCAUAACUCUAACCGUAACCCUAGCCCAUCAGCUGUGCGCGAUGUCAGUCAUCUCGUCUUACGUGCCACAAGGAUGCGAUGGUAGCUGGCGUUGGUGCACACCUUCAUUUAACUGUUCGGCAAAUACAGGUUUUAGUUUAGUGUAAUGCUCCCUGAAUCUAGCGCAAGCAUUGAAAGUCUUGGCGCUGAUGGUGACGAUCUGCAAGGGAUGUGAUGCCCACCCGCUUAUCACUGGUGGUGAUGCCUUCAUGGACAGUGCAGUAAAUGGUUUUCUGACCUAGUGAAGGUACUGCCUGUAUUAAGGCAGUACAGCAAGCAGUUUUUCACAGGCUUCCUUUACAAUCGAGUCUUUAGGAGUUUUCCUUUCACGCGCAUUGGAGGUUUUAUCCUGGCAUUCUGUUUAGACUAAAACUAUAUUUUAUUGUUAGGAGACUGGAUUGCCAGCUUAGUCAUUUUUUAUACGCACUAGCGAAUAGCAACACAGCUCACACGCACGUGUAAUACGUUCAGCGAUACGUUCAUAGACUCAUGCGUGUAAGAUUAUUUUUGAGAGGGUCCAGAGCAUACAGAACAAAAUAGAUAUACGGUCCAGACAAAACAUUAAAAAAGUUGAAUAAUAUUCAAUCUUGACCACGAAUUGUGACAAUUCAUGAAAUUAUGAUGAGAGUUAAUCAUUACUUGCCUAAUAGGUUAGCUCUUGAUGAUUUAUAAGCAGAUUACCCAGGUUACAGAUCAACCAUGCUCAUUCUCACCCUUUAUGUGUGCGCUGUGUUUAAUUAUUAACUGCUGCUCACUAGCUAAGGAUCCGUGGCUAAGUGCCUACGUGAACACAAGCAUGUUGACAAGUGAACCGAUUACUUUUUUAUUUGUUUAUGCAGGUAAGAAACAUCAAGCUGUUUGACAAGAAUGACCAGGACAAGACCUUGUAGAAAUUAAGGAAUUUCGAGCAUCUAAAUCAUAACAUUGCAGACUACUGAGUAACAAACACAAUCUAGGAUAACAUGCAAGUAAUGCACCACUCAAGGAACACUGGCAGAUAACACAGAAAUAAAACACCGAAUCGUG